Messenger RNA from Osmerus eperlanus (European smelt), 2239 nucleotides. RefSeq names its product UDP-GlcNAc:betaGal beta-1,3-N-acetylglucosaminyltransferase 2, like (gene b3gnt2l). NCBI's taxonomy places the organism in Eukaryota, Metazoa, Chordata, Actinopteri, Osmeriformes, Osmeridae. Gene Ontology annotation, molecular function: protein N-acetylglucosaminyltransferase activity. The transcript has 2 exons. The record is from RefSeq and is a predicted model, not a curated record. Gene Ontology annotation, cellular component: Golgi membrane. Bases 274 to 1581 code for a protein of 435 amino acids.
CGUGUUUAUAAACUUCCUGUGGGUAGACUUGGCUAUGCGCUUGUCGCUUUAUUUGGAAGUUUUUUUAAUUUAUUUUUUACAAAAUGCUUGUUAGGUGAGGAUUGUCUAUAGCCUACAUCAAAGCAGAGAAAUCCAGCACUUCAGAAAAAAAGACCACAGGAAGUGGUGUACAUUUCCCUGAAGGGCUCCCCAGAAGCAGUUGUUACAUUUUACUUUUUUGAUGAGCAGUUUCAUCUGCUGAUCUACAUUAGUUCCUCACAUUCCUUUUCAAGAAUGAGGUCUAGGAUAAAACGCCAUGGAGCCGUGGUAGCUAUGGUCCUCCUCAUCAGCUUUGUCUACUACUUCUCAUACCACUAUCCUGAGGUGACUCCGGACCACAUGGCUAUAGUAAAGGAGGAUUCCGUCGAUCCCACCACACAGGAGAAUGACAUCGCCACACCCAUGCACCAGCAGGACAGAGAGACCCAAAAAACGGCCUUUGUUUCGACAACUUCUGCUGCCACGAAUGUAGUGCCUCUGUUGGUCUCGGACAGCUUCAGGAAGGCAGUUGUUCAGAACACGGCCUUCUGGAACCGUAAAUUGAUGCGCUUCAUAAAGCAGCUCGACAACGGGGAUUACUCAGCAGAGAAAUCCAAACUCAGUUGGUCGAAUUGUAGAGAAACGAAUGAAGAACUGCUGAAAACAAACAUGCACGACUUCAGCACUUAUCCAGAUCUGCACAAAGACUUCUUGUACGGCAUGGACUGCAGAGAUCCAGCCAUGAUGAUCAAUCAGCCAGACAAGUGCAGUGGCGAUAAGGAGAAAGUGGACGACCUCCUAAUACUUUUCGCCAUCAAAUCCACUCCAAAGAACUUUGAGCAGAGACAGGUGGUGAGGCAGACGUGGGGGCAGGAGGGCAGGUAUGAAGGUGGGGUGAGGCUACGCAUCGUGUUCCUCCUGGGUUCCUCCGCCCGGGACGAUCCCGACCUCGGGCAGCUGAUAUCGUUUGAGGCGAAUCACUUCCGAGAUGUGCUCCAAUGGGAUUUUCAUGAGUCCUUUUUCAAUUUGACCCUCAAAGAGCAUGUGUUUUACAGGUGGGCCAUAGAACACUGUCCGGGAGUUUCCUUUGUUUUCAAAGGGGAUGAUGACGUUUUUGUCAAUAGACAAGCUAUUUUCCACUACCUGAAGUCUUUGUCGCCUGAACAGACCUCCAAGCUCUACGUGGGGCAGAUUAUUAGCUCAGCCACUCCCUUGCACGAUCCUCAAAGCAAAUACUACAUACCUUUGACCUUCUACGAUGGGCCCUACCCUCCCUACGCUGGAGGUGGAGGGUUUCUCUUCUCCGGCAGCCUGAUCCAGCCCCUCUAUAGUAUCUCGCAGCUGAUCCCUCUGUUCCCUAUCGAUGACGUCUACACCGGCAUGAGUUUCCAGGCCAUCGGGAUCACGCCAACGGAACACAAAGGCUUCAGGACUUUUGACAUUCAGGAGCAAGAUAGGGAGAAUCUGUGUAUCCACAAGAACCUGCUUCUGGUACACAAGCGUUCUCCACAGCAGAUGAUGAAGCUAUGGAGGGGCGUGAACAGCCCUCUGCUAACAUGCUGAAGUAACCCAGGGAUACAGACCCAAUUUUUGGCAAAUAAACAGCAUACAGGGAGAGAGAGGUAUAGUAUACAGGGAGAGAGAGGAGGACAUUUAAAGGUUCUAUGGGUUGAGAAUUUGUUAGUAGUUUUGGUUAGUUUGGGGUUGUGUUUUGGAUAGUUUUGGUCUUAAUGAAUAGCAUGCAAUAACCAUUAACCUUGUGGGCAAUAUAGUUGUAAUUAUAGAUUUAGUUGUAAUUAUAGAUUUUCUUCCACAUUUAGAAAACGUGUCUUGAAAGUAAAACUUCAGUUUCUUUUUGUCAUGGAAUUUUAUUCAUGUUUUCAGAUGAACUCAAUUUAAAAGCUAUCACAAAACAAACAUGCUUAACUUGACAGGCAGUGUACAAUUACCUCAUGUUUUUCAAAGAGUUGACUGAGAAAUGGCACACAGACACCGUCUGGUGUGAAGAAGGGUUGUCAAGAACUGGUGAGUCACGCAGUCUGCUCGAUGACCAUUUAAUGUCACAACAAAUGACUGUUUUACAUUUGAAAAGUCAAUGUAUGAACCUCUACCUAAAUUACAAGAACACCUUUCUAAUUUACUGCUUUGCAUUAGGCUCAGAUGUAGUCAGAAAGGUAAUUGAUUCGACAAACUUGAAACAUUUUAGAAACCACUGGCAGAU